AGGGGGAGGGAAAGGAUGGGAGGGAGCAAAAAGAGACCGGACCCCACCCCACUUUCCACAAUCCACACCCCUUCUUCCAUGGCCUGCCCGGGUCGGGCUUGAGUGAGCGGCAGAGAUUUGUAUCCUCCUCCUCCUCCGCCGCCAGCGUUCCUCCUCCUCCUCCCAUGCGAAGGGGGACACAGCCCUCUCAGCUGUGUUGCUCUCACGCGUAAGGCGAGCCAUGGACAAGGUGAAAGUGCUGGAAGAACUGUUGCCAGAGAUAAGAUCCUUGCUGGUAAUGCUGGACAAAGAGCAUCUGAGCGGAGCUACCAAGGAGAAGAAGACAGUCGUGGUGGCGUUGAUGAGCAAGCUGCAGCCUCCAGAUGGUAACGUACAAGUGGAGGACAAAGAGUACAUUUACAUGAGCUAUGGCCUUUCUAGAAACGGAACGAGCUUAUGGCAAGUUCUUGAACACUGCUGGCGGCCCACCGUUCACAAAUCAGAAGCAUCCCGCGCUCCGGCCAGACCUCAGAUCCCGCUGCCAGAGAUCCCACUGCCUCUACUGCUGGCAGAGGAGGGGGCCAGUCUGUCUGCUGGGGCAAAUGAUGCUUAUGAAGUGGCUGACCCUUUGACCCCAAGUCGGGCUCCUCAAUACACCAUGUACAUGAACAGCAACGGAAUAAGCACGGGGCCUGUUCAGGAUGCGUUCUACGAAGAGGCGGACGAGCGGCAGGUGCUGGAAAACAGCUGUCACCCCAAAAACCAUGACUCGGACGUGGCGAGCAGCUCCUACGAGUCGUAUGACGACGAGGAGGAGGACGGCAAAGGAGAGACACUGACUCGGCAGUGGCCCUCUGAGGAGGCCUCCAUGAACCUGGUGAAGGACAGCCGCAUCUGCGCCUUCCUGUUGCGCAAGAAACGCUUUGGGCAGUGGUCUCGUCAGCUCUGCGUCAUCAAGGAGACUCACCUUCUGUGCUACAAGAGCUCGAAGGACCAGCAGCCACUGCUCGACCUGCCGCUUCUGGGCUGCAGUGUAGCAUACUCCCCCAAGGAUGUGAGAAAGCGCAAGUACGAGCUGCGGAUAAACGGGCCCCCCGGCACUGACGGCGUGGUGCUCGCCACGCAAAGUCCUGAGCAGGCGGAGGAGUGGUUCAAGAUCAUCCGGGAGGUGUGCGGGGUGAGCGAAGGGACUGUGGACAUAGAUUGUCCAUCACCGACAUCCACGCUGUCAAGAGCGGAAACGGACAAGAGCUCUUCGUUGGAAAGAAACAUCGCAAUUGAAGAGGGAACGAUUGGCAAGAAUGGCUUAGAAGAAGUUAUCAUGAUGAAUGGAAAUGAUGGCAAAGACAAAGACAAAAGCAAGCGCACGAGUCUGGCCGAACUCAAGGACUCGGUCAGCAAGGCCACAGGCAAGCGGAUCACUCGCUUCAUGGGGCUGGGCAAGAAGAAGAAGCUGUCGGAGGAGCCCUCCUCGUCGGAGGAGGAGUCCUCGGCAUGCGGAUACCUCCAGGUCCUCAUCGGGGGCCGGUGGCGUGAGCGGUGGUGCCAGAUUAAAGACGGCGCGCUCCACGUGCACAAGGAACGAGGCGAGGCGCGCUCCGCAGUGGCCGUCCCCGCCAGCACCGUGCCGCUCGGCGGCUGCCAGCUGCUGCCCGGGAUGGACCCCAAGCACCCGUACGCGUUCCGCGUCUUGCGCGAUGGGCAGGAGGCCGUUGCCCUGGAGGCGGGCUGCAACGCGGAGAUGGUCCGCUGGCUGGGGCUCGUGCUGUCGGAGGCCGGAGGAGGCACCGACCCCGUCAUCCUGCCCUACGACUACGUGGACAUCAACGCCCUUGGUCACGUCUUUGAGGCAGAGCAGGACGCCUGCAGCCGGACGUUACAGAGGUCUCCGGCCGGGAAUGUUGAUUCCAAAACAAGUGUGAGACGGAACGCUUCGCUUAAUGGUCCCUACAAGCAGCCAAACAAGGAGGGGAAGGGGGAGGCGGGCAGACACGCUGCUCUGUCCCGCCAGCGCUCUGACCCUCUGCACUACCAGAGCCCCUCCCCAAGCACACGCCGAGCACAGGGUUUGGGGGGCAAGCCCCCCACGGGACCCAGUGCUGGUGACCAGGGGGGCAGGUGUCUGCCCAGGGAUCGCAGGCAGCAGGAUAAGAAGAUUUAUGUCACAGGCAGAAGAACAACUGUAAAACAGCAAGCGGCAGCGCUGAGCGAACAGAAGGAGAAACCGCAACAGAACGCAACCGUCAAGAGGAAUCCUUCCAACGCAGACUCGCAGCGUUACGGCAAGCAUCGCGCAGAGGCCGACGCGAAGAGGUUCCAGGCAGAAAAGGAGGAGUUGGAGAAAAAGAAGGAACGUCUUCGAUGCCAACUGGCACAACUCAAGACCCAGCGCAAGGAACUCAAGGAGGCUAUGGAGAAAUGCACGGGUGGUGGCAAGCAGCGGCUCGGGAGGCUGGAGGAGCGACUGCACAAACUCGAAGACGAGUGCCGGACGCGCGAGCAGGAGCGUGUGGAGUUGGAGCUCAAGAUCACCGAGGUCAAGGAGAGCCUGAAAAAGGCCCAAGCCGGAGGUCCUUCGCUGGGUAUCACCAUCGACCCGAAGGUCGUGGGUUCUCCUCCUCUACAGAGUCCCCAGGUACAGAGGGUGAAGCGUGGCAGUUCCCUCGGCUCCAGUCCAGAGCCCAGCGACACAGACAUGGCGAUGCUGCCCGUCAACUGUGCGGCCAUGCUCAAGAGGAAACAGAAUUCUGCACCGCAAACUGGCCGAGGCCACGUCAUUCAAAAGGCCAAGGAGUGGGAGAAGAAGGGGACAAACUGAGACGGGUGGUUACACUGUGGCGGUGUGGCAUCAACCACAAAAAAAAUAUAUGUAUUUUAAAAAAGAACUUUGUGAAAACACUGACAAAAAAAUUAACGUCUAUGGAACUGCAGCCAAAUCAUCUCUGCUCAAAGUAAAGUGAUGUCUCUGAAAAUGAACUGACUUUUACACAACGACGUGUGUUCUGCAGACAUUUCAUGGCGUGUAAAUCAAGCGUCGCAUUGCUUGUAUCUUGCUGUUUAAGAUACUCAUUAGUACAUUAGCUAAAGGUUGUCCUGUUGAGGAGGGGUGUUCUGAUGCAUUAAUUUGUUAGUUAAUAUCAGCUCUUAAGCUAACCAAUGUGUGCAUCAAAUCAUAUCUGCAUCAAAUCAUGUGUACAAUCAAUGUGUAUUGAUUCACACAUCUUGUACAGAUGCUGCUGUGGUGAUGUAAUGGUUAGCUUACUGGACUUUCCAAAGGUCACCAGUUCAAUCUCCCUGUGUUUCAGUUGAAACCUUGGAUGUGUUUCUUAAAUCCCUUCCGCCGCUUCGGUCCACCCGAGUCAUAUGAGCGGGUAGACCACAGUUCGUCCGUCGGCAGGUCACGUACAUAUUUAAAUUGAACUUGUUUUGCACCGUACGUAGCCAACCGUGCUCCUAGGUGUGGUCGGUAAAGUAUGGGUGCUGCCAUCUCUUCCAAGACAUCUGGCCAGAGUGAAAGAGUAGAUAACAAAAAAGUAUCCUGCUGGAGGGGGGGGGCGGCCCUCUCGAGUGCAGGCCGUUCCACCAGAAAUUGCAUGAGCGAGCAAUUUCAGGGCGACACCUUUUACUUUUUAUAUCCUGCAUGGAAGGGUUUCACGUGACCCCCUCCCCCCCCCAACGCAGAGCAGCCACUUGUGGCCACUACGGUCAUCAAAGCGUUCCAGAGAAUUGUCACCCCCCCCCCCCCCCCCCCCGCUAUUGCGUUUCUUGUCACGGUUCUUUCUUUCCUCUCUGUGGACACGUAGUAACUGCCGCAAGUACUGGGAUAAACAUCCGCUUUACGGCCGUAUUUGUGUUUGAAAGAUGUAGAUGUAUGCGGGUUUUUUUUUUACGUAUGCAAUAGUUCUGCCCCAUCCACAUGUGUUUGUGGUGCCAUUGCAUUGAAGGAAAUGCAAGGAUCACGUUUCAAAAAAAAAUCGGAUUGGGACAGCAACUUUAUAAAUUAGACAGUUGUUAUGCAGUUGUAACCAGUGUUACUUCGGCGCAAGUUUCUGCUGUUGUGCUGUGCAUACAUAAAUAUCCGAUUUGCGUUUGGGUUGCGUUUCCGGGUUGUGAUUUCUGACUCGAAGCUCUCGGCACGUGGAUCGUGCCGAGCAACGACGUCUCACUUUGCACGUGCGCUCAGAAUCUCGCCAGGAACUGGAUUGAGUAGAUUCUCCCAAUUCCUGAAAAAGGCUCCCCAGCACGUGGUAAGGAAUGUCGGACGUCGUGCCGAACAAUAUGACGGUACAAC
Petromyzon marinus (sea lamprey) is the source of this 4270-nucleotide messenger RNA. Its product is annotated as actin filament-associated protein 1-like. Lineage: Eukaryota; Metazoa; Chordata; Hyperoartia; Petromyzontiformes; Petromyzontidae. The record is from RefSeq and is a predicted model, not a curated record. Gene Ontology annotation, molecular function: SH3 domain binding. Gene Ontology annotation, cellular component: cytosol.